Messenger RNA from Aspergillus versicolor CBS 583.65, 2220 nucleotides. RefSeq names its product Zn(II)2Cys6 transcription factor. NCBI's taxonomy places the organism in Eukaryota, Fungi, Ascomycota, Eurotiomycetes, Eurotiales, Aspergillaceae. Gene Ontology annotation, cellular component: nucleus. Gene Ontology annotation, molecular function: transcription cis-regulatory region binding; zinc ion binding; DNA-binding transcription factor activity, RNA polymerase II-specific. Gene Ontology annotation, biological process: DNA-templated transcription; regulation of DNA-templated transcription. The transcript has 6 exons. The record is from RefSeq and is a predicted model, not a curated record. The coding region runs from base 1 to 2220 and encodes 739 amino acids.
AUGACUUCUGUUGCCCCUGUCCCAGAUUGGACCAUUGGGACAGUGCUGCCGUCCAUGAAGGAGGCUCGUGAAGUGUUUCGUCCCCUGCUCCGCCGCAAAGGCUGUCCUUAUCGCGUUGCAAAGGCCAACGACAAGCAGUACUAUCUUGUCUGUCGAACUGAUCCACGCUGCCCCUUCAACGUGCGCAUCUCCAAAAGUCGUGGGGGGCAAAACGAAGGCAAAGUCGUUGUUCGGAAAUACCAGCCUCAGCAUCAUUGUCGGCCCUCUGCUGCACUCGAUGGUCGGAAGCCAUCCGAUACCGCAGCCUGUGCAAAUGAGAUGGCUCCAGGCACUGGGUCGCCCCACUCAUUGCAGAGAAGUUUGGCCAGUACCCGGAGGACGACGGCAUGCAAUGAGUGUAAGCAGCACAAGCUGCGGUGCGAUCUAAAGGAAAGAGAGAAUGAGAAUACAGCCGUCUGUUCUCGCUGUCAGAGGCUCAAGCUAGAGUGCAAACUGGAAUCUGGCUUCCAACGAAGUUCAAAACGAGGAGCGACUUCUAGCCUGGAGCUGGAAGUAGAGGAACUCAGGCGACGUGUUGCGCAGUAUGAAUCGAGUGCUAGGGCUCUGUCCACAGAGCCCAGCCCUCGCGGUUCGGAGACAUCUGCGCAACUCCUGGCUGAGACCUUUGACACUCCGAGGCAACAGCCAAUCGCUCAAUCAGCUGCACGAACGGCCGUGUCACAUAGCAGCAUUGAAGGGGUGGGAGUUCCCAGCGUGACUACUCGGCCGGUUAUCGAUCACGAUCACACUUGUUCGACACCGUUGGUGGUGGCUCCACAGCCUAGGAAAUUGGCAGGCAUUGAACUGUCCGUAGCGGACAUCGAGGAGCUCUUCCACCUCUAUUUCAGCUCCUAUCACCCAUUCCUCCCGUUUCUGAAGCAAGAGAAGUCUCCGCAUGCCUACUACGAAUCCUCGGAGCUAUUGUUCUGGUCCGUCAUCGCUGCCGCCGCGCACCGCACACAGAGCCUGCCUUGCCUUCUUCCUAGACUGGCUGAAGACGUGAUGGAGCUGUUGUGGGCCACCAUCCGGUCAAUCCCGUACUCCCUCCAUGUAAUUCAGAGUCUGGUUAUCAUUUGUGCCUGGCCGUUUCCCACGAGUAGCAGUAUGGCGGAUCCUACAUACACCCUUGCUGGGACGAUGCUCCAUCUUGCGUUCCAAAUGGGACUGCAUUGCGCCUCCAGUGCUGAGGAUUUCACCAAGGGGCGUCUGAAUCUGAGCGCUGAUCAGCGUAGAGAGUGGGUAGCGACAUGGCAGGCUUGUAAUAUCGUUGCACAUAGUGUCAGCGUUGGAUGUGGGCUUCCGGCGACGGUCCAACUACAUGACCAGAGUUUACCAAAGACUGUUCCCUGGGACCCUGCGUUAUGGUCCCAUCUCCGGAUUGAGCAGUAUCGACAGCGAGUGUCCUUGGCCCUUGCACCAAAUGCUAUGGUAUCGCGUGCACACUCACUAGACCACGGUCGGUUGGCAGCUUAUCGCCUGCUCAACUUGGCCUACCUAGAUCUUGAACAAGAAAUAAUUGCCGUCGCUCCAUCAUCUAGAACUCAGAUAUACCUGUCGGCGGCUCGCAUUCACCUUCACUCCUUUUAUCUACUGGACGAUUCGAGGGUGGACGGAUACACAGAUCGCAUCGCGAAUCUGUACCAGUCAGCCUAUGACUUCGUAGCACAGAGUCUUGCAAUGGACCGAGGAGGUGAGGUUUCAUUUCACCACUGGCCAUUCUUCUGUUACCAAAUGUUUGUCAGUGCUUCUUGCGUUAUACUCAGAAUUGUGAAAAACGGACACUUCAACGCCGCAGUGGAUAUCGACUCUGGAAAAGCUUUGCUAAACUCAGCCAUUCUGGCACUACGGAAAAUAUCCGUAGCCAAUAAUGACCUUCCCGCAAGACUGAGCGACGUGAUUGCGUUUCUUUACUCGCAGCGGGGCAUUCGUGGAGUUCCUGGAGACCCUCCCCAUAGUCUCCGUCCUCGCGUACUCAAUCGCCUAAGCAUGAGUAUUGUCUACGACUCACUGUGGGAGUGGCGAGAACAUUUCCGACUUGGUCAAAGCACCGAGGCAAGCACGGCUGCAGAGCUAGCAGUUCCUGUCGGCGGUGAUCAAGUCAAUAUAGACUUUGAACAACUCGGACUCGCCGACGCUUUCACUUUUGAGUGGCCUGAUAUCGAUCUCGAUAUACCUCUGUAG